GAAGGAAACAAGAGAGCUAGCCUAGCACUGUUAGCUCGUACCGUGGACAGUGGGAAACAGUGGCGUGUUCUUGAUUCACAGUAGGUAAAUAUUGUCGUUUUUCUUAUCGGAGCAGCGAUGUCUUCACUUCAGUAUCUGAGAGAUUUAAUCAGCGAGCGGCUAACUGCUGCGGCCGAGGAGAUAUUCAGAGCUUUCGAACAAACCGUCGUCGAGUAUGAGGAGGAGGUGGAUCGUCAGCGCAGACUGUUGGAGAUCGUUUGGGAACCGGACGACAAUUCACAGCGAAUACAAGGGCUUCCACGGCAGCGUGUCCGCAAGGGAAAGGAAGUUCCUACUAAGCAGCAGCUCUGUGACGAGGGGGGAAACUCCAGCCUGGACCAAGAGACACCAGAGGUACUACAGAUUAAAGUGGAACAAGAGGAAAUCAGUCCAGAGGCAGAUAAGCUUGAGCUGAAGCAGGAGGCUGAUACCUUCAUUUUGGAAAGUGAUCACGUGGAACCAGAACCAGACAGUGAUACCUUAAUGUUGACUGAUGAUGAUGAUGUUGAGGAAAGUGAUCAUGUGGAACCAGAUCUGGACGUGAACCACCAGCUUCUCUGUAACAGCCCUUCUGUAGCCGAGAGUGAUGACGAUCAGGCUGGAAGCAAAGACAUGGACUCGGAAUCGCAGACACAGACGAGAUGUCACAAUUUUCAAAUGUCUGAGAUCAAAUCUAAAACUAAAACCGAUGAAAAGCCUUUCAGAUGUGACACCUGUGGGAAAACCUUUCAGUAUAGGUCUAAAUUUAAAGUCCAUAUCCGGACACACACAGGUGAGAAGCCUUACUCCUGCACGACCUGCAGGAGCAGAUUUACCAACAAGUCGGCUUUGAAAAAACAUGUAAGGACACAUGCGGCGAAGGAGCAGUAUUCCUGCAAAACAUGUGGCAAAAAUUUUAGCACCAGAACAGCCCUUAUGAUCCAUGUAAGGACUCACGCAGGUGACGAGCCGUACCCCUGCACGACCCGCGGGAAAACAUUUGGUGACCCUCCAGCGCUGCAGAACCACACAAGGAGUCACGGCGCUGAGAAGUCCUAUGUUUGUGAGACUUGCCAGAAAGGUUUUGGAAAUAAGCAGAACUUGUUGGUCCACAUGAGGACUCACACAGGUGAGAAGUCCUACUACUGUGAAACAUGUGGGAAAAGUUUUGGCAGUAAGCCAAACUUGUUGGUCCACAUGAGGACUCACACAGGUGAGAAGCCCUACUACUGUGAAAUAUGUGAGAAAGGUUUUGGGAGUAAGCCGAACUUGUUGAUCCACAUGAGGACUCACACGAGUGAGAAGCCGUAUUUAUGUGAAACUUGUGAGAAAGGUUUUAGAACCAAACACAACUUGCUGAUCCACAUGAGGACCCACACGGGCGAGAAACCGUACUUUUGCACAACCUGCGAGAGAGGUUACAGAAGUAAAUAUAACUUGCUGAUCCACAUGAGGACCCACACGGGCGAGAAGCCGUAUUUAUGUGAAGCUUGUCAGAAAAGUUUUAGAACUAAAUAUAAUUUGUUGACCCACAUGAGGACUCACACGGGCGAGAAGCCGUACUUCUGCAAAACGUGUGAGAAAGGUUUCGGAACCAAGCAAAACUUGUCGAUCCACAUGAAGAUUCACACGGGUGAUUCACACGAGUGAGAGCCUGUAGUCUGUGCAAGAUUUCAUGACGUGGGGAGUUUUGGGGGGGGGUGGGGGAAAGCAUAUGAGAAGUCACAAAUAAGAAGCCGCAGCCCUGCAAUACUUGUGGGAAAAAGGUUGAGGUGGUCCUCGCAAAUGAGAAGUCAUGGCAAAAUACACGUAUGCUAAACUGUAUGCAUGUACCAAACACGUGAUAGAUGUCAGUACGGAGGCCCUUCACUUACAGGCUUGUGCACAAGUCAAAGCAGCAAAGAUAAAAGCUCAAAUGCCAUAGGCAAGUAAAUGCAAAGUAUAUAUGAAUAAUAAGGUAAUGAAUUUGGUUACCUUUUUGUUUUAGAGUUAAAUUUUAGGAUUUUAAGCAGUUUCUCAAGUAGAAAUUUCCAAUAUUUAACAAUAUCAUGUCUAUAUUUUUUUUGUAGUUUUUACAUGGGUAAAAACCUGGGCCCAACUAAUGACGCUUUUCCACCACACAGUCCCGGCACGUUGUUUUUUCUGCUUUUCCGAUAGUGAUAGUACCUGGUAAAUGGAUGUUUGAGUUCUGGGCAGGACAUUUUUACGUUCACUGUGAACGCAGAAUUGUUUUCUAACACUUGUUUUGGUUUAUUCUGGAAUUGUAAAUCCUGACCAUUUUUGUCCCAGAAUUAAAAUAUUUACUCUUUGAUUGAUUAUUGUUUUUUGUGAAGAUGUUAGUUGAUUGGAUUUCUUUCAUUUUCUUUUUUAACAAACUUGGGUUUUUAAUGAUGGACUCUGGCGAGACAGCACAUGAGUAUUUUCAUGUCUGAUCAUCUUAACUACAUUAUUGACCUCACAUUACACAGCUUCAUUUCUGCUCCAAUUUUUUUUGUAAAAUUCUUUCAUUGGCAAAACAAAGACUGUGUUUCGUACUGCAGUGCCCAAUAAAUGACUUUCUUCAAAAUGAA
This is a messenger RNA of Solea senegalensis (Senegalese sole), 2588 nucleotides long. RefSeq names its product gastrula zinc finger protein XlCGF57.1-like. The coding region runs from base 118 to 1668 and encodes 516 amino acids. The transcript is spliced from 2 exons. Lineage: Eukaryota; Metazoa; Chordata; Actinopteri; Pleuronectiformes; Soleidae. The record is from RefSeq and is a predicted model, not a curated record.